This is a messenger RNA of Eptesicus fuscus (big brown bat), 3786 nucleotides long. It is a transcript of the gene IGDCC4, whose product is annotated as immunoglobulin superfamily DCC subclass member 4. The transcript has 20 exons. Gene Ontology annotation, cellular component: plasma membrane; axon. Gene Ontology annotation, biological process: axon guidance; cell-cell adhesion. The record is from RefSeq and is a predicted model, not a curated record. Gene Ontology annotation, molecular function: protein binding. NCBI's taxonomy places the organism in Eukaryota, Metazoa, Chordata, Mammalia, Chiroptera, Vespertilionidae.
GAGGCGGCGGCGGCGGCCCGGGCCGGCCCCAUGGCGCGGGGGGACGCGGGCCGCGGCGGCGGGCUCCUGGCGCUGACCUUCUGCCUGCUGGCCGUGCGCGGGGAGCUGCCGUUGCCCCAGGAGACAACCGUGGAGCUGAGCUGUGGACCGGGGCCAGUACAGGUGGUCCUGGGCCCAGAGCAGGAGGCGGUGCUGGACUGUAGUCUGGGGACUGUCGCUGCCGGACCCCCCACCAGCGUCACGUGGAGCAAAGACGGAGGAGCCCUGCUGGAGCACAGCCACCUGCGCCUGCUGCCCAGUGGCUCCCUGCGGCUGUCCCGGCCACGGGCACCCACGGGCAGUGCUGAGGCAGCCCCUGGAGCCCCCGAUGGCAUCGAGGGCAGCUAUUCCUGCCUGGCCCAUGGCCCACUCGGAGUAGUGGCCAGCCAGGCUGCCGUGGUCAAGCUCGCCACACUCGCAGACUUCUCUCUGCACCCGGCGUCUCAGACGGUGGAGGAGAACGGGACAGCUCGAUUUGAGUGCCACAUUGAAGGGCUGCCAGCACCCAUCGUUACUUGGGAGAAGGACCAGGUGGCAGUGCCGACGGAGCCUCGGCUCAUCACUCUUCCCAACGGGGUUCUCCAGAUCCUGGACGUUCAGGAGAGUGAUGCCGGCUCCUACCGCUGCGUGGCCACCAACUCCGCCCACCAGCGCGUCAGCCAGGAGGCCCUGCUCAGUGUGGCCGGCAGAGGGUCCCUGGCGUCUGCCGGGGGGCAGGACGUGGUCAUUGUGGCAGCUCCGGAGAACACCACCGUGGUGUCUGGACAGAGUGUGGUGAUGGAAUGUGUGGCCUCUGCUGACCCCACCCCUUUCGUGUCCUGGGUCCGACAGGACGGGAAGCCCAUCGCCACCGACGUCAUCGUCCUGGGCCGCACCAACCUGCUGAUCGCCAGCGCGCACCCCGGCCACUCCGGCGUCUACGUCUGCCGCGCCAACAAGCCCCGCACGCGCGACUUCGCCGCCGCCGCCGCCGAGCUCCGCGUGCUGGCGGCCCCUGCCAUCUCGCAGGCGCCCGAGGCGCUGUCUCGGACGCGGGCCAGCACCGCGCGCUUCGUGUGCCGCGCGUCGGGGGAGCCGCGGCCGGCGCUGCGCUGGCUGCACGACGGGGUGCCGCUGCGGCCCAACGGGCGCGUCAAGGUGCAGGGCGGCGGCAGCAGCCUGGUCAUCACGCAGAUCGGCCUGCAGGACGCCGGCUACUACCAGUGCGUGGCCGAGAACGGCGCGGGCACCGCGUGCGCCGCCGCUCCGCUGGCGGUAGUGGUGCGCGAAGGGCUGCCCAGCGCUCCCACGCGCGUCACGGCCACCCCGCUGAGCAGCUCCGCCGUGCUGGUGGCCUGGGAGCGGCCCGAGCUGCACAGCGAGCAGAUCAUUGGCUUCUCCCUCCACUACCAGAAAGCUCGCGGCACGGACAACGUGGAAUACCAGUUUGCAGUGAACAAUGACACAACAGAGCUACAGGUUCGGGACCUGGAACCCAACACGGAUUAUGAGUUCUACGUAGUGGCCUACUCUCAGCUGGGGGCCAGCCGCACCUCCGCCCCGGCGCUGGCCCACACACUGGAUGAUGUCCCCAGUGCAGCGCCCCAGCUCUCCCUGUCCAGCCCCAACCCCUCGGACAUCAGGGUGGCGUGGCUGCCCCUGCCUCCCAGCCUGAGCAAUGGGCAGGUGGUGAAGUACAAGAUAGAGUACAGUUUGGGGAAGGAAGAUCAGAUUUUCUCCAGCGAGGUGCGAGGGAAUGAGACACAGCUUACGCUGCACUCACUUCUGCCCAACAAGGCGUACCGAGUGCGGAUCUCGGCUGGCACAGGGGCUGGCUACGGGGCGCCCUCCCAGUGGAUGCAGCACAGGACGCCCAGCAUGCACAACCAGAGCCACGUCCCUUUUGCCCCUGCAGAGUUGAAGGUACGGGCAAGGAUGGAGUCCCUGGUUGUGUCGUGGCAGCCGCCUCCUCACCCGGCCCAGAUCUCUGGCUACAAACUGUACUGGCGGGAGGUGGGGGCCGAGGAGGAGGCUGACGGUGAGAGCCCCCCAGGGAGCCGUGGAGACCAGGCUUGGGAUGUGGGGCCUGUCCGGCUCAAGAAGAAAGUGAAGCAGUAUGAACUGACCCAGCUAGUCCCUGGCCGGCUGUACGAGGUCAAGCUUGUGGCAUUCAACAAACACGAGGACGGAUAUGCAGCAGUGUGGAAGGGCAAGACGGAGAAGGCUCCCACACCAGACCUGCCCAUCCAGAGGGGGCCACCCUUACCCCCCGCUCAUGUCCAUGCGGAAUCCAACAGCUCCACAUCCAUUUGGCUUCGGUGGAAGAAGCCAGACUUCACCGCAGUCAAGAUUGUCAACUACACUGUCCGCUUCAGCCCCUGGGGGCUCAGGAACGCCUCCCUGGUCACCUAUUACACCAGCUCUGGAGAAGACAUCCUCAUUGGCGGGCUGAAGCCAUUCACCAAAUAUGAGUUUGCGGUACAGUCCCAUGGCGUGGACAUGGACGGGCCUUUCGGCUCCGUGGUAGAGCGCUCCACCCUGCCAGACCGACCCUCGACGCCCCCAUCGGACCUGCGCCUGAGCUCCCUGACGCCGUCCACCGUUCUGCUGCACUGGUGCCCCCCCACGGAGCCCAAUGGGGAGAUCGUGGAGUAUCUGAUCCUGUACAGCAACAACCACACCCAGCCCGAGCACCAGUGGACCCUGCUCACCACGGAGGGAAACAUCUUCAGUGCUGAGGUACGUGGCCUUGAGAGCGACACUAGGUACUUCUUCAAGAUGGGGGCCCGCACGGAGGUGGGGCCUGGGCCCUUCUCCGGCCUGCAGGAUGUGAUCACUCUCCAGGAGAAACUCGCAGACUCCUUGGACGUGCACUCAGUCACGGGCAUCAUCGUGGGUGUCUGCCUGGGCCUCCUCUGCCUGCUGGCCUGCAUGUGUGCUGGCUUGCGCCGUGGCCCCCACAGGGAAGCCCUCCCAGGCCUGUCCUCCACGGCCACUGCUGGGAACCCCGCGCUGUACUCCCGAGCCCGCCUUGGACCCCCCAACCCCCCAGCUACCCAUGAACUGGAGUCCCUUGUGCACCCCCGCCCCCAGGACUGGGCCCCACCACCCUCAGACAUCGAGGACAGGGCUGAAGUGCACAGCCUUAUGGGUGGCGGAGUUUCCGACGGCCGGGGUCACUCCAAGAGAAAGAUCUCCUGGGCUCAGCCAGGUGGGCCGAGCUGGGCAGGUUCCUGGGCAGGCUGUGAGUUGCCCCAGGCAGGCCCUGUGCCUUAUCUGACCCGGGCCCUGCUGCCCCCUGCUGGAACUGGACAGACGCUGUUUCUGCAGGCUCUGGUGUAUGAUGCCAUAAAGGGCAACGGAAGGAAGAAGCCACCCCCAGCCUGCAGGAACCAGGUGGAGGCUGACGUUAUUGUUCACUCUGACUUCAGUGCCUCCAAAGGGAACCCUGACCUCCACCUCCAGGACCUGGAACCUGAGGAUUUCCUGCCUUCGGAGGCUCCUGACCUCACUUCGGGUGUUGUGGAUUUAGGGCAGGGGGGAGACUGGCUGGACAGGGAGCUGGGAGGCUGUGAACAGGCGACCACUGGGCCAGACAGACUCACCUGCCUGCCAGAGGCACCUUCUUGCCCCUACCUGGACCUCCAGCCCAGUGAGGCUCUGGAGGAGGCCCCUGGGAACAGCUGCCAGUCCAAGGCCCCCUGCCCGCUGGGAGCCAGCCCAGGCUUGUCCAGGGCCUCCGUCUCCUCCUCUGCCUAGCUCCCCUAG